AUGCUGGACUGGACCAAUGUGAGUGUCUACCUUUUCCUAGCUGUUACUAUUCUGAAGUGGACUGGUCUUGCAGAGGCAUCUUCAGAGAGGUUCGACUCUCCGAUUGUUUUGGAUGUUGGUCAACGAUCAAUUUCAAAUGAAGAGAAGUCAGCUGAUCUGGCAGCAAAACUCCUGCUUCUGGAUGAACUAGUCUCUCUGGAAAAUGAUGUGAUUGAGACCAAAAAGAAAAGAAGUUUUCCAGGUUUUGGAUCUCCACUAGACAGAAUUUCAGCAAGCGCCACUGAAAUAAAGGGAAAGCAAAGGAAAGUAGUUGAUCUUACAAAAAGGAGAUUUGGGAUUCCAAUUGACAGGAUUGGCAUGAAUCGACUUGCGAAUACUAGAGGUUAA
This is a messenger RNA of Bufo gargarizans (Asiatic toad), 387 nucleotides long. RefSeq names its product osteocrin (gene OSTN). The record is from RefSeq and is a predicted model, not a curated record. Bases 1 to 387 code for a protein of 128 amino acids. Gene Ontology annotation, biological process: hormone-mediated signaling pathway. Gene Ontology annotation, molecular function: signaling receptor binding. NCBI's taxonomy places the organism in Eukaryota, Metazoa, Chordata, Amphibia, Anura, Bufonidae. The transcript is spliced from 3 exons.